Molecule: messenger RNA, 2682 nt
Organism: Coniosporium apollinis CBS 100218
Lineage: Eukaryota; Fungi; Ascomycota; Dothideomycetes
Exons: 2
Coding region: 1-2682 (893 amino acids)
Molecular function (GO): carboxypeptidase activity
Source: RefSeq, a predicted model, not a curated record
AUGCCUGACGAGAAGCACAACUACGACCCCCUUGAGAUCCCAAUACCCAGCUACGAAGAGGCCACCUCUUCGCGUCCCACCUCCUCCGCAGCCCGCUUCGGCCCCUCCGAAAUCAGCGACGAUGCCGAACGGCAAGGCUUACUCGGAUCUUCCGCCGCUCUUCAUACACCCCAGACUCGGGGCGGACAGCAUGGCUACCAAGCACCUUCCGUCCAGUCCGUAGACUCCGAAGACAGCGACCUCGACAUCUUCGAGGACGCGGGUGGCAGCGAACAUGAAGAGGCAGAAGGGGCGCGGGUAAUGGAAGAGAUGGGCAUACUCGACCCCGAAUACGCAGAUGCAGGUGGAGGGGGAGGAGGAAGCCACAUGCGCUCCCGCCUCUCGAAGCGAAUAUCUAGCCUAACGACCACGCUCUCUGCUCUCAACCUUCCCUCCUUCCGCAACCCCUUUCCCUCCGUCUCAUUCGACUACUUUACACAAAGGCUGCCUAGGAUACCGCGGAUAUCAGAAGAGUUCAAAAUUAAGUGGACUAUUGUUGCGCGCCUGGUGGGACUGUUUGUCAUCAUCAGCGUGGUGUACGCGCUCCUUGUGCUGGAGGUCCUGCCGAACCGCGGCCUGAACCCCUUCUUCCCUCCUGAGCAGGCCCGCAUAGUCGCGCAGUCCAGCGCCGACGAGAACCGCAUCCGCUCGUACCUCAAGUACAUCACCUCCAUCGACCACAUGGCUGGGACGUCGGGUAACGCGUGGCUGGCUUCGUGGAUCGAGAACCAUUUCCGCAAUUCGGGGAUGGAUGAUGUAGGGGUUCUGCAUUACGAGGUGUAUUUGAACUAUCCGACUGCUGGGGGCAGAAGAGUUGCCAUUGUUGAGCCGCCGGAGUUGGCGUGGGAGGCAAAGCUGGAAGAAGAAAAUGUGUACGAGAAUCCGACGCCGCAGCAGCAGCAGACUAUGGUGUUUCAUGGGCACUCGAGGGCUGGAAAUGUUACAGGCCCGCUGGUAUACGCAAACUAUGGGUCAAGAGAGGACUUCAAGCGGUUGGAGGAUAUGGGUAUUGAUGUGAAAGGCAGUAUUGUAUUAGUACGCUAUUACGGGACACAGGGAGACAGGGCGCUGAAAGUCAAGGCUGCUGAGCUGGCUGGCGCCGUUGGGUGCUUGAUCUAUUCGGACCCGAAAGAAGAUGGGUUUCUCAAGGGUGAUGUGUGGCCCAAAGGACGGUGGAGACCAAGUGACGGGGUGCAAAGAGGCGCCGUCAGUCUCAUGAGUUGGGUGGUAGGCGACAUUCUGACCCCUGGAUGGGCGAGUAUCAAGGGGGCGAAGAGGGUAAGCAAGGACAAUAAUCCGGGACUUGUCAACAUCCCUAGCCUGCCCCUAGCAUGGCGAGAUGCGCAGAGGCUACUCCAGGUGCUCAAAGGGCAUGGACAGAAAGGACCCCAGGAGUGGGUGGGAGGUGUGCCGGGCGUCGAAGAAUGGUGGACUGGCGACAAGACGUCUCCAAUCGUGCAUUUGAAGAACGAGCAGGAUGAGGUAGAGAAGAGUCCCAUACAGAAUGUGCUAGGCCUGUUCCGUGGCGUCGAAGCCCAGGGCAAGAAGAUAUACGUCGGCAAUCACCGGGAUUCGUGGUGCUUCGGAGCAGCAGAUCCAGGCAGCGGCACAGCCGUAAUGCUCGAAGUCGUCAACAUUCUGACCACCCUCCGCGCAAACGGCUGGGCACCGCUCCGCAGUAUUUACUUCGCUUCCUGGGACGCCGAAGAAUAUAACUUGAUCGGCAGCACGGAGUACGUCGAGGAUCACAUCGAAGAUCUGCGCAAGAACGGCGUCGCAUAUCUGAACGUGGACGUUGGCGUAGUUGGUGACGAGUUCCGCGCGGCUGCCUCGCCCCUCUUCAAUCACGCCCUCAUGCGUGUGCUAGACCGAGUCUCAGAUCCGGUGAGGAACGUCACCCUGCGGCAACUGUGGGAUGAUCGUAAGAGCAAGCUCGAAGGCUUAGGCGCAGGGAGCGAUUACGUGGCUUUCCAAGACCUCGCUGGUACAUCGAGCAUCGACUUCGGCUUCAAAGGACCGGGGUUUCCAUACCAUAGCUGCUAUGAGACAUUCGAAUGGAUGGAGCAGUUCGGCGAUCCUGGGUUUCUGUACCACAAGACGCUAGCUCAGGUAUGGGCGCUUCUCAUCCUUGAGCUGGCUCAGGAGCCACUUCUGCCGUUCGAUCUUUCAGCAUACGCCACCGCAGUAAGCGGCUACAUCGAAGAUCUGGAGCACUACGCCGCCGACCGAAGCGCCGUCAACUUCGACAUUGGUCCGCUAAGACAGGCAGCAGAAUUGUUCGAGCAGAACGCGAAGGCGUUCAAGGACUGGGAGACUUUCUGGUUCAGUCAGGUCCGCACCGGUUUCGAGACCAAUGCUAUCGGUAUAAUGCGCGGAGAUCACAACGCGCGUAUGAGUGAUUUUGAGACAAAUUUGCUUGACCUGCCGAAGCAUGGGAAGGAUGAUGGAGAGCAGCAUGGAGUCCCUGGCAGAGAGCAGUUCAAGCAUAUCGUCUUUGGUCCUCAGGCCUGGUCUGGCUACGACGAGGCGUACUUCCCAGCCGUGCGGGAUGCCAUUGAUUCUGGUGAUUGGGGCGGAGCACAGACGCAGCUCGAGAAGGCUGCACGUAUAUUGAGUGAGGCCAGUGAGAGGCUGGUGCGGUAG